This is a messenger RNA of Neltuma alba, 1084 nucleotides long. RefSeq names its product (-)-isopiperitenol/(-)-carveol dehydrogenase, mitochondrial-like. Gene Ontology annotation, molecular function: oxidoreductase activity. The coding region runs from base 54 to 827 and encodes 257 amino acids. The transcript has a single exon. NCBI's taxonomy places the organism in Eukaryota, Viridiplantae, Streptophyta, Magnoliopsida, Fabales, Fabaceae. The record is from RefSeq and is a predicted model, not a curated record.
CAACUUCCCCAAAGAACACGGUGGCUGCCUCAGAAUCUACGUCAAGUCACACCAUGAACAACCAUAAGUUAGCCGGGAAAGUAGCCAUCGUGACCGGCGGAGCUAGUGGUAUUGGAGAAGCGACGGCGCGCCUGUUUGCCAAUGAAGCUGCACGUAUGGUGGUGAUCGCCGACAUUCAAGACGAGCUGGGCAACCAGGUAGCGGCCUCCAUCGGAACUGACCGGUGCAGCUACGUCCACUGUGACGUGGCCGACGAGGAUCAAGUCAAACAGCUCGUGGAAUCAACGGUCAACAUUUAUGGACACCUCGACAUCAUGUUCAGCAACGCUGGUGUAGCCAGCUCCUCCGAGCAGACGAUCCUUGACCUCAACUUCUCCGGAAUGGACGGUUUAUUUGCGACCAACAUCCGCGGGAUGACGGCGUGUGUAAAGAACGCGGCUCGUGCCAUGGUGGAGAAGCAAGUGAGAGGGAGCAUAGUGUGCACGGCAAGCGUAGCCGGUAGCCACGGGUUUCCGGUCGGAACAGACUACUGCAUGUCUAAGCAUGCAGUGGUAGGACUGAUGCGGGCAGCGAGUGUGCAGCUGGCGACGCGUGGGAUAAGGGUGAACAGCGUGUCACCCACGGCGUUAGUGACGCCAUUGCUGUGCAAGGCGUUUGGAAUGAGCUCAGCACAGGCGAGAGAGUUCUGUCAAAAAAGCGCGAGGUUGGAGGGCGUGGAGCUCACGGCGGAACUGGUGGCGAAGGCGGUGCUGUUCCUGGCUUCGAACGACUCGGAAUUUAUAACGGGUCAUGAUCUGAAGGUGGACGGAAGCCUGGCGAGUUUCUGAAGGCGGAGGGAAGCCUUAAGGGUUUUCCAAAAUAAAUAAAUAAAUACGCGCACACACAUAUGUGUGUGUGUGUGUGUUAUUUGUACCUGAUAUGGUGUUAUAGUUAGUAAAUAUGAAUAAUACGGAUGAAAUAAGAAACAUACGUGAUACAAUACUGUUUCGAACCCUAUCUGCGCAUUAAUAAUUAUGACCAGUAUGGGACCUGGCUAGGUGAUAUUACUUGGUGCUAAUUUUGAAUGGUUUACAAGCAGUUUUAA